AUGGCCGCCGCCGCCCCGGCCCGCAGGCUCCUCCUGCGCCUGCGCCUCGGCAACCCGCCGCCGCUCCCCGUCCCGCUCCUUUCCCACAUCGCGCCGCAGCUCCUCCCGCAUCAGCCGCCGCCGCCAGCCCCGGCGGCUCCACUCCCCGGCUCUCCGGCGCCAAGCCCGGACCCGAAGCUCCGGGACCUCCUCUUCGCCUUCCACCCCGCCGUCCACAUAUACCCGUCCCUCGUCGACCCCAUAGGAGGGGACGACGUGUGUGAGGGCGGGGCGGAGGUGUGGGCGGACAGCGUGAAGAAGAAGCGGAAGCGCAAGAUGAACAAGCACAAGCUCCGCAAGCUCCGGAAGCGCCUCCGCCGCCAGACAUGAGCGCUGCACUGCAUCCCGGCUCGAGGAUUGUAAGUGCAAGGGGCGAUGCCGUUGCCACACUGGAUACGAGCUGAUUCUUUUACCAGUUUAUUUGUUUGGUUAUAGGAGUAGCCAGUUGAGAACCAGAAAGCAAUUGCUGUGACCAGGCAUGCACGUAGAAACUCAGCUAGUACCGUAAUGGCAACGAACCAGAAGCCGUCUGUUUCGUUUCUGGCUUUCUGGCCAAUAA
Lolium rigidum is the source of this 598-nucleotide messenger RNA. RefSeq names its product RNA-binding protein 42-like. Gene Ontology annotation, biological process: mRNA processing. The record is from RefSeq and is a predicted model, not a curated record. Bases 1 to 369 code for a protein of 122 amino acids. Lineage: Eukaryota; Viridiplantae; Streptophyta; Magnoliopsida; Poales; Poaceae. The transcript is spliced from 2 exons.